AUGGCAGCUCGACAAGACUCUGAUAAACUGAAAUGGAAUCAGACCGAUGAACCCUGGGACGAAUAUGUUAAACAAAUCUCGUUGAGAUCAUACCUCCGAAAGGUCGAAGCCUUUGCCGAGAUUGUGAUGGGUGCGCCUGGAAAGGUCAUAGAACCGGUGAUUCUCGGCGGAUUCCACAUUCUAUUUCCCUUUCGACUAGAUGCCGAAGCUUCUUCUCCCGCAAAUGUCCUGGUGCGCCUACCUUUUCCCAGUCAGGGCAUUAUACAUGAAGAAAAAACGCUUAGCGAAGCCGCGACAGCGAGAUACUUGGCGCAACAUACUCAACUCAUAGUUCCCAAGGUUUACCACUAUGGUGUCGAUCCCACAUCUGGCAUCGGUCCAUUCCAAGUCAUCCAAGAUAUGGGGUCCCGAGAAACCUUGGGAUGCGGCCUGUUACCGCCCGAUUGCAAUAUCCUCCUGUUGGAUCCGGAAAUUUCCGAAACCAAACUCAAGGACCUCUAUUACAAGAUUGCACGAUGUGUGCUGCAGCUUGCACAACCCACGUUUCCGCACAUCGGGGCUGUUGUCGAGACCAGCCCCGGAUCCAUCUGCGUGGCAGGACGACCCAUCACCUUCAACAUGAGUAAUAUGGUCAAACUCUCCAACGUACCCGAAUCUGUGUUGCCUGCCAAAGGCACAAUGUAUCAGACAGCCGAUGACUGGUAUGUGAAACUGGCCGAGAUGCAAAUGGCAACACUCCUCUUCCAGCACAACGACAUAAUAUCCUCCGAAGAUGACUGCAGGACCAAGUACGUCGCGCGUCAACUGUUCCGCAGAUUGGCAAAACAAGGCCGGCUAUCGAGUUUCGGCUUUUCUAAUGAUGAUUGGCCGGAUAAUAUUCUCGUCGAUGACAAUGGCGACGUUCUUGGGACCAUCGAUUGGGAAUUUGCAUAUGCUGGGCCGACUCACUUUACGUUGGAUUCGCCCUGGUGGCUGUUGCUCGAUUUUCCCGAGUCUUGGGAGAAUGGUAUCGAUGAUUGGACGACCACUUACGAGAAACGUCUCCCGACAUGGCUGUUAGCCUUAGAAAAGGCAGAGAAUGAGACAGGAAACUCAAACACGCCGUUCCUCCUCUCAGCGUACAUGCGGGACAGCUGGGCCACGGGACGUUUCUGGCUAAACUAUGCUGCCAGGAAGAGCUGGGCAUUCGAUACUAUUUACUGGAAAUAUCUAGAUGAGAAGUUCUUUGGCCAGCGUGAGCCGUAUGGUGGUAUUCACAAUACAGAGCUUUGGAAGACUAGAAUUGAUCUUCUCAGCCCAGAAGAGCAGGCCGCCAUGGAAACUAUGGUGCAGACCAAAGUGGAGGAGUCGAAGGAACGGAUUUUGGUGGAAUGGGAUGACGCGGAGGCAAGGCAACGUUUAUCGUCAUUUCUAUUUGACUAAAGCCAUGCAUGAAAUUGUGAAGCUCCCCUCUUAUUUAUCGGGUAUAUGUAGAAGGUUUUAAGUGAGGUAGUAGAAUGAUGAGCGCGCAUAGUAGUCAGAUUGAGAGUAUCAAUAUUUUCAACUGG
This is a messenger RNA of Colletotrichum phormii, 1547 nucleotides long. RefSeq lists its product as uncharacterized. Bases 1 to 1422 code for a protein of 473 amino acids. NCBI's taxonomy places the organism in Eukaryota, Fungi, Ascomycota, Sordariomycetes, Glomerellales, Glomerellaceae. The record is from RefSeq and is a predicted model, not a curated record. The transcript has 2 exons.